UUAUUUGCAGCGACGGAUCCCUCCACCGCUCGCUUACUGUUUACUACUACUAAGCAUAGUUUAUUACUGUACUUAGCAGUAUUAACCCAUCCAGCUCGGAUGAGCUGUAGCUGUAGUGCACCCCUCCAAAAUCCAAACAAACAAUCCAGCUCAGGCUGUUGCUGCGGCCAUGGCAACCUGCUGCUGCGCCUCGUCCUCCCACGGCCGCCUCCUCACCUUCUCCAGCAGCAGCAGAAGCCCCGCUCGCCUCCGCCUCAUCUGCCCCUCCGCCCCUCUGCGCCUGAGGCUCUCUUCUUCUUCUUCUUCUUCUUCUUCUUCGUCCCGAGCCCCCCACCCCCAGAGGCUCUCUUGCUCUUCUUCCCAAGAACCGGCCCCGGUCGACGUCGCCGACGACGACUGCUCCGCGGCCGACCAGCGGAUUGGCUUCGAGAUCCAGGUAUCCAAGAUCGGGAAGCGGAACCGGCGCCUCGUGCGCGCCAGGGUGCGCGUCGACGCGCCACUGGAGGCAGUCUGGGCCACGCUCACAGACUACGAGGGCCUCGCCGACUUCAUCCCCGGUCUCUCCGAGUGCCGACUCCUCGACCAAGCCCAAGGCUUCGCGCGCCUCUACCAGGUCGGGGAGCAGGAUCUGGCGCUGGGGUUCAAGUUCAACGCCAAGGGCACUAUCGACUGCUACGAGGGGGACUUGGAGUCGCUCCCCGACGCCCAGGGGAACGCGCGCAGGAGGGAGAUCGCCUUCAACAUGAUCGACGGCGAUUUCAAGGUCUUCCAGGGGAAAUGGUCCGUCCAGGAGAGUGUGGAGCAAGAGCAAGGUGGAGGAGAUUCAGAUGAGGGUCAGGAAUCCCAGACGACGACACUGUCCUACCUGGUUGAGCUGGAGCCCAAGCUGUGGGUUCCGGUCAGGCUACUCGAAGGAAGGAUCUGCAGUGAGAUCAAGAACAACCUUAUUUCCAUAAGAGAACAAGCGCAGAGGAGGAUCAUCAGCACGAGUGAUCACUAGAGACCCUUCCUGAAGGACAAGUCCUUGGGUGAUUGGUAACGGUGUGCUUCCUAAGAAAGCAGAGGUCAUUGUUUUGGUCUGGAUUGUGAAAGUGGAAUGGAUUGUGGCAAGUGUUACACAGGACAGGAGGGCGGAUGGCAUUGCUCAAGGAUGAGCCUCACAUGCUUUGGUGAGUGGUCGAUUGAUCAUGCCUCUCUUAUGGCAAUUGGAUGCCCCUCCUAUGAAAAGAAAAGGGAAGGAGGCAUUUUGUGGUUGCAGGAGCUCUAACAAAAGUAGAAAUUUCAGUGCACACAACACAAUGUAACAGAAAGCGUUGACAGUGCAAUUCCUUCAUGUAAUUAAUCAAGUUGUUGUUGUUGGCAGAAAAUUUGAUGAUAAUUGUUUGUACCCGUGUGGUGUGGUCAACGCACACACGCAGUCAAAGUCCUCAGUCGGCCCCUUCCUUGUUCCCUUGGUCACCACCACCACCACCUGCUCGACCAAAUGCCCCAACCGACUGCUCAUCUACGAUGCCGUUCCUCAGGGACAUGGAAAGGUCAGGAGUGGAGUGACUCCAGACGCCAUGGCAUACCCACAUACGGUAGCUUCCAAGCAAACUCAUUCCAGACAGAGUGCCCGCGAUAUUGAUAAUGGAGGCAGGUAUCAGGUAUCCUCCAAUUCCAUCAUCUCCGGCCUCUGCUGUCGAACGAGGAGGGCUGACCGCCGCUCGGAACUCCGAUCCGGCGAUUCGAUUGAAGCAGAGGACGAGGAGUGGAGAGCCGCUGCUGGGCGACGAGCCGGGACGGAAGGCGACGCCGGAGAUAGACGGAGAGAGCGCCGCGCCAGGCUAGGGGGGUACCUUUGAGAUUCCCAUCAAAAUUAGGGGUCUAUAUGUAAAUAUUUGGAUCGCGAUUAUUAAUCAUCGCCUCGCAAGAGCCGGCCGCGCGUUCCGCUUCCACGUCCA
This is a messenger RNA of Setaria italica (foxtail millet), 1943 nucleotides long. RefSeq lists its product as uncharacterized. Bases 170 to 1000 code for a protein of 276 amino acids. NCBI's taxonomy places the organism in Eukaryota, Viridiplantae, Streptophyta, Magnoliopsida, Poales, Poaceae. The transcript has 4 exons. The record is from RefSeq and is a predicted model, not a curated record.